AUGGGUGUUGCAUGUGUCAGAGGAAUGCCAAAUCGAUCGAUCAUUGCUUGUUGCAUUUUCAGUAGCCCACAAGUCCUGGAGUUUGUGUUCUCUUUGUUUGGCAUUUCAUCAGGUGCUCCUAGCCAGUUAUUGGGUCGCUUUUCAGCUGGCAUGGUGGAUGCACUUGGUGGUGAAAUCGGGAAGGUUUCUGAUAGAUGCUAUUUACAAAAACGUGUUCUCAAUGUCUCUAGAGGCCCUGCAGUUCGAGCAUUGCGUGCGCAAACUGAUAAAAGGGAAUAUGCCAUGCAAAUGAGAAACAUAGUGGAAAGCACUCCAAACCUUUCUAUUAGAGAGGCUAUGGUGACAGACAUCUUAUUAGGAAAGAACGACAGUGUGGAAGGCGUCUGCACAUUUUUUGGGAUGAAGUUCUAUGCUCCUUCUGUUAUACUGACAACAGGCACUUUUAUGAGUGGUAAAAUUUGGGUUGGUAGAACUUCUAUGCCUGCAGGAAGGGCUGGUGAGUCAGCAUCACAUGGACUUACUGAGAACUUGCAGCACCUUGGAUUUGAAAUUGAUCGGCUAAAAACUGGAACCCCAGCACGUGUGGAUUGUCGUACUGUAGACUUUUCUGGAUUGGAAGCCCAGCAUGGAGAUGAAGAGGUCAGCUGGUUUAGCUUUGAUCCUGAUUUUCAUAUUGAAAGGGAGCAAAUGUGCUGCUAUCUAACACGUACCACGGCGAAAACACACCAGCUAAUUAAAGAGAAUUUGCAUGAAACUCCCACGUAUGGAGGAUGGGUUGAAGCUAAGGGACCCAGAUACUGCCCUUCAAUUGAAGAUAAGAUUGUCAGAUUUCAAGACAAAGAGUCCCAUCAGAUAUUUCUUGAACCAGAGGGCCGAACUGUGCCAGAGCUUUAUGUCCAGGGGUUCUCGACUGGGUUACCAGAGAGGCUACAGUUACCACUCUUAAGAACUUUACCUGGACUUGAAAAUUGUUCAAUGCUGAGGCCUGCUUAUGCUGUAGAAUAUGAUUAUUUGCCUGCUCAUCAAUGCUCUAGGGCUCUUAUGACAAAGAAGAUUGCUGGACUUUUCUUCUCUGGACAGAUAAAUGGAACCACAGGCUAUGAAGAGGCUGCAGCACAGGGCAUCAUUUCUGGUAUCAAUGCUGCCAGACAUUCAGAGGGUAAGCCCCUCAUUGUUCUUGAGAGGGAGAGCAGUUACAUAGGGACAUUGAUUGAUGAUCUGGUCACUAAGGAUCUUCGAGAGCCUUACCGAAUGUUGACAAGGCCAUUUUACAGAUUUCAUAUCUGAAACAUCCUUGUGGAG
Molecule: messenger RNA, 1302 nt
Organism: Corylus avellana
Lineage: Eukaryota; Viridiplantae; Streptophyta; Magnoliopsida; Fagales; Betulaceae
Source: RefSeq, a predicted model, not a curated record